Drosophila mauritiana is the source of this 1089-nucleotide messenger RNA. RefSeq names its product mitochondrial cardiolipin hydrolase (gene zuc). Gene Ontology annotation, biological process: piRNA processing. The record is from RefSeq and is a predicted model, not a curated record. Gene Ontology annotation, molecular function: RNA endonuclease activity producing 5'-phosphomonoesters, hydrolytic mechanism. The coding region runs from base 41 to 802 and encodes 253 amino acids. The transcript has a single exon. Gene Ontology annotation, cellular component: mitochondrion. Lineage: Eukaryota; Metazoa; Arthropoda; Insecta; Diptera; Drosophilidae.
AUUAUUUAAAGCGCGCUAGAAAAACGAUCUAAAUUCAAAAAUGUUGAUUACCCAAAUAAUUAUGAAACAAAUUCGAGACUAUCCAAUUGUGACCACACUUAGCAUUGCCGUCGGCACUGUCCUGGCAUCCGAGGUGAUUUGGAAGCUGGUCCAGUGCUCGCGCAACAAGCGAGAGAAGGCAAGCCGCGUGCACGAAGUGAUUGUCUUCAAUGAACUGGGCGAGAUCUGUGCGGCGGCGCAUAUGCGCAACAACAGCAUAGGAUCCCAGGAACCACAGGUGUCGCCCUGCUGCAACGCGCAUUGUUCGCUGCGGAAUGUCGCCAAGAUCGCUGAGCAGAUCGAUCGGGCUGUGUACUCCAUUGACCUGGCCAUAUUCACCUUCUCCUCGCUUUAUUUGGCGGAUGCACUAAAGAGGGCCCUGCAGCGCGGCGUGAUUAUCCGGAUUAUCAGCGACGGUGAGAUGGUCUACUGCACUGGCUCUCAGAUCACUAUGUUGGCACAAUUGGGAGUUCCGGUUCGCGUGCCCAUUACCACGAACUUGAUGCACAACAAAUUCUGCAUAAUCGACGGCGUGGAGCGCGUCGAGGAGAUUCGUCUGCUGAGGAAGCUCAAGUGGAUGCGUCCGUGCUAUAGCAUCGUGAUCAGCGGCUCCCUCAACUGGACGGCACAAGGACUCGGAGGCAAUUGGGAGAACUGCAUUAUUACAGCGGACGAGAAACUCACAGCCACGUUUCAGGCGGAAUUCCAACGCAUGUGGCGGGCUUUCGGGAAGACCGAGGCGAGUCAAAUCCAGCCCAAAUAGAAACCAAUCUAUUUAAUGUAUGACUACCAAACAGUUCCUCAGUAUGCCAAAUAAUUAUAGUUCUUAUUUUCUAAGUGCCUUCUAUUAAAGUAACACUUAUUUUGAGGCAACUUGAUCUUCACACACACACAAAGGAGUGCCAAACUAAAUAAGCAAAACAAAAUUAAUCAAAAUCUAUACUUAUCAGUAUAGUCGUAUGAAAUCUUUAUCACUUUGAUUAAGUUGACUAAUUUUCAAGGUGCAUUUAGUUAUAAUCAGUUUUGACGAUGUAUAUACGUAAAAAUAUA